GGAGAGUGCGGGGAGUGCGGUCCCGGCUACGCCUCCCCCCUGGAUGCCAUGAAAGGCCCUCGGGAGGAGAUCAUCUACGUGCCCUGCAUCUACAGGAACACGGGACGGGGCCGACCCGACUUCCUGGCCACUGUGGACGUGGAUCCCAAAUCCCCCACCUACAGCCAGGUGAUCCACCGGCUGCCCAUGCCCAACGUGGGGGAUGAGCUGCACCACUCGGGCUGGAACGUUUGCAGCAGCUGCUUCGGGGACCGGGGCAAGAGGAGGAACCGCCUGGUGCUGCCCUCCCUCAUCUCCUCCAGGAUCUACGUGGUGGACACGGGCACAGACCCCCGGGCACCCCGGCUCUUCAAGGUGGUGAACCCCGAGGAAGUGUUCUGGAAGUGUGGCCUGGGGUACCCCCACACCUCCCACUGCCUGGGCAGCGGCGAGAUCAUGAUCAGCACCCUGGGGGACCCCGCUGGCAACGGGAAAGGUGGGUUCAUCCUGCUGGACGCGGAGACCUUCGAGGUCAAGGGGAACUGGGAGAGGGGGGACGAGACCCCCCCCAUGGGCUACGACUUCUGGUACCAGCCCCGGCACAACGUCCUCAUCAGCACCGAGUGGGGGGUCCCCAAGUGCCUGGGCUACGGCUUCGACCCCCGGGACCUCAAAAAGGGGCGUUACGGGCGCCGGCUGAACGUGUGGGACUGGAGUUCCCACCGCUACGUCCAGGCCAUCGACGUGGGCGAGGACUCGGCGCCGCUGGAGAUCCGGUUCCUGCACGACCCCGACGCCGCCGAGGGCUUCGUGGGCUGCACCCUGAGCAGUGCCAUCCACCGCUUCUACAAGACACAGGAGGGACGUUGGGCGGCCGAGAAGGUGAUCCAGGUGCCCCCCAAGAAGGUGGAGGGGUGGCUGCUCCCGGAGAUGCCAGGGUUCAUCACGGACAUCCUGAUCUCGCUGGACGACAGGUUCCUGUUCCUCAGCAACUGGAUCCACGGGGACGUGCGGAUGUACGACGUGGCCGACACCCGCCGGCCCCGGCUCGUGGGGCAGGUGUUUUUGGGGGGCAGCAUCACCCGGGGGGGGCCGGUGAAGGUCUGUGAGGACGAGGAGCUGCAGAGCCAACCCGAGCCCUUCGUCAUCCAGGGCAAGCAGAUCCCGGGGGGGCCUCAGAUGCUGCAGCUGAGCCUGGACGGGAAGCGGCUCUACGUGACCACGUCCCUGUACAGCGCCUGGGACCGCCAGUUCUACCCCGACCUCAUCACGGAGGGGGCCGUGAUGCUCCAGCUGGACGUGGACACGGAGCGGGGGGGGCUCAGCGUCAACCGGGAAUUCCUGGUGGAUUUCGGGAAGGAACCCGGCGGGCCCUGCCUGGCCCACGAGAUGCGGUACCCGGGGGGGGACUGCACCUCCGACAUCUGGGUGUGA
Chiroxiphia lanceolata (lance-tailed manakin) is the source of this 1413-nucleotide messenger RNA. Its product is annotated as methanethiol oxidase-like. The transcript has 11 exons. The coding region runs from base 49 to 1413 and encodes 454 amino acids. Gene Ontology annotation, molecular function: selenium binding. Lineage: Eukaryota; Metazoa; Chordata; Aves; Passeriformes; Pipridae. The record is from RefSeq and is a predicted model, not a curated record.